Molecule: messenger RNA, 2145 nt
Organism: Fusarium pseudograminearum CS3096
Lineage: Eukaryota; Fungi; Ascomycota; Sordariomycetes; Hypocreales; Nectriaceae
Exons: 3
Coding region: 1-2145 (714 amino acids)
Biological process (GO): chromosome segregation; protein phosphorylation
Cellular component (GO): centrosome; nucleus; cytoplasm
Molecular function (GO): ATP binding; protein kinase activity
Source: RefSeq, a predicted model, not a curated record
AUGUCUUCCGAGGACAAAUACGAAACGUUGGAGAAGAUUGGCCAUGGCUCGUUUGGCAUCAUCCGCAAAGUCCGUCGCAGGACAGACGGCUUCAUCAUGUGCCGCAAAGAAAUCUCCUACCUCCGCAUGUCCCAGAAGGAGCGCGAGCAGCUCCACGCCGAAUUCCAGAUUCUGUCACAUCUGCGACACCCAAACAUCGUCGCUUACUACCACCGGGAACAUCUCAAGGUCAGCCAGGACUUGCAUCUCUACAUGGAGUACUGUGGCAAUGGAGAUCUGGGCCGUGUCAUCAAGGACCUCGCGCUGAAGGGCCAGCGAGCUCAGGAAAGCUUUGUCUGGAGUAUCUUCAGCCAGCUGGUCAUGGCGCUCUACCGGUGUCACUAUGGUGUCGACCCCCCAGAGGUUGGCUCAAAUAUUCUUGGCUUGACGCAGGGAAACGCCGCGGCUGGACCCAAGGUUCCGGCUGGAACCAUGACUAUUCUACACCGCGAUUUGAAACCCGAAAAUGUCUUCCUCGGCGAGGACAACUCUGUCAAGCUUGGAGACUUUGGUCUCUCUAAAAUGAUCAAGUCCCACGACUUUGCCUCCACUUACGUUGGCACUCCUUUCUACAUGUCUCCUGAGAUCUGCGCCGCCGAGAAAUACACCCUCAAGUCCGAUAUCUGGUCAUUAGGCUGCAUUAUCUACGAACUCUGCGCUCGCGAACCUCCUUUCAACGCCAAGACGCACUUCCAACUAGUGCAAAAGAUCAAGGAUGGCAAGUUCCCUGCCUUGCCCGACGUCUACUCUCCCGAGCUCUACCAGGUCAUCAAGGACUGCCUCCGUGUGAACCCUGACCGACGACCUGAUACUUCAGAGCUAUUGAACCUACCAGUGGUCAAGCUGAUGAGGAAGGAGAAGGAGGUUGUUGACCUCAACAAGUCCAUUCGCCUAAGGGAAGAUUCUCUCCGUAAGAAGGAGAGGGAUCUCAACGAGCGACUUGUCAACAUGGAAAGGGAGAAGGAACUCAUCCGAGACGAGCUGGACUCAUCACUGCGGAGAGAGUGGGAGGUCAAGGCGCGCCUCGAGAUUGAUCGGCUCGCCAACGCUGAGAUUGAGCAGCUCCAGAACCGAUUCGAAGAGGAAGUCCAAGCACGCGUCGAGGCAGAACUGCAAAAGAAGGCAGCAGCAUACGCCAACUCAAGACCUAACAGUCGAGAGGAUGAGUAUACGACAUCGACGGGUAAGACCGACUACCCUCACUCAUCUGUCGGCGGCAGUGAAGUUGAGUUUCCCUCAACAACGGAUCUCACCGAGUACUCCAUCGAAAGCCCCGAAGCGCCUCGUGAGACCAAGAAGACGGCUCGCACACCAUUUGGCCGUGCGCAAACAAUGUUUGUGGGCAACCCUGCUGGUACGCCUAUGGAUAUCGAGAUGAACUCGCCCAGUCCUAUCGCGAUUGCGUCGCUUUCUCUCUCGCCCCGUCGCAACGGAAACACCAAGGCGCCUACUGCUGCGUCUGGCAACAUCUUCGCUGUUAACGCCAACCGAAGUGCUGACAAUUCUCGAUGGGAUCUCCGCGACACUCUGUCCGAUUCUGAAGACGAGGACGUCAUGCCAUCGCCAACACGCAACAUCAAGUCUUCCAAGAACCCGUUCACUUCCAAGACUCGCCCUGUUCUGACGUCCCAGAAGUCGGCCCCCAUCAACCGUUUGAAGUCUCAACCUUCAACCUCGGGCUUUGUUUCCAAGCAGGUAUCCCAACCUGAGGCUCCCAGGUCCCCUCGUCGCCUGAGCAAGAUCCCCUCUGCCGCAAACCUCCAGGCCGAGAGCAACAACUCCAGUGGAGGGGGCUUGACACGCCAGUCUUCCCUCAACAGGAAGAACAAUCACUCGGACGAUGGCUUGGGCAAGGUCGCAGCUAAGAACAACAUUCGAGGCCGUACCCUUGUUGAGCUUCAGCAAGCUCGAGCCGGUGGCCGCCCCAUGAGCGCCAUCGUCAUGCCCAGCACCGGCGAGAACGUCAGCCCUAAGAGGGCAUUCCGAGAUCGCAUCGGUGCUGAGCGCAAGUCGAGCGGCGACGAACCCGUGGCUGUCUGGGACCCGGAGCGAGACGAGAUGCCGAGUCCUUUCCUGGUCCGUCAGCGACGUAUUGCCCGGGUGUAG